Haemonchus placei is the source of this 480-nucleotide messenger RNA. The record is from the annotation of a GenBank genome assembly. NCBI's taxonomy places the organism in Eukaryota, Metazoa, Nematoda, Chromadorea, Rhabditida, Trichostrongylidae.
AUGGUAUUCAAGGAUAUCCUCCAUGAUCUGAAUCGAGCUUCGUGUCAUUUCAGGGUCACGGGUGAUGUUGUUGAUACGAAACCGACGAUCGGUAGCAAUGUCGAAGAGGUUUGCUACCGUAAUUUACGGCUGAUUAUGUGGGAUAUCGGUGGACAGGAAAGCUUGAGAAGUUCCUGGUCAUCUUACUACUCGCACACUAACGUAAUGGUCGUAGUGGUUGAUAGUACCGACGCACCUCGGUUACCUUUACUGAAGCAACUUCUCUACGAAAUGUUAGAGCACGAGGACCUAGCCAAAGCGUCUUUGUUGGUGUUAGCUAAUAAACAGGAUAAAGCGAACGCCAUGUCAGCAGCUGAGAUAUCCAGUGAUUUGGGGCUGUUAUCAAUGAAAGAUCGAAAAUGGCAAAUUCACGGCUGUUCUGCCAUCAAAGGCGAAGGGCUCAAUACCGCAUUGGAUUGGAUUGCUCAUAAUAUUACUUGA